Hemicordylus capensis (graceful crag lizard) is the source of this 2385-nucleotide messenger RNA. It is a transcript of the gene C8H2orf42, whose product is annotated as chromosome 8 C2orf42 homolog. The transcript has 9 exons. The record is from RefSeq and is a predicted model, not a curated record. Lineage: Eukaryota; Metazoa; Chordata; Lepidosauria; Squamata; Cordylidae. Gene Ontology annotation, cellular component: nucleus. Bases 277 to 1998 code for a protein of 573 amino acids.
AUUCUGUAUCAGAAGUGGUGUCUCUGUGCUGCUACGGGCGGAUGGUCCACGUUCUUGCUAGACUUCCUGGGCGGAUUCCUGGCAUAAUCCAGCCCUGCCCUUUCCCAUCCGCUCUCAGUUUUGGGGCCACCGUCGAGACAGACCCCUGGCGGAGAACAAGCACAUCUUGCAUUCAGCCACCCAUUGCUGCACAUCUGGCUGAAUCUCCAGCAAUGCUGGCUGAUUAUGCCCUGUUGGAUUUAGGGGCAGGCAGGGACUGGAGUGGCUCCAUGAAGUAUGGAAUCCAGCUCCGUAAGGAGUAAAGUCCCAGCUUUCUUAUCGGACUUGGGGAAAGCAACCCUGCGAGGCAUCAGGAAAUGUCCCCGAUGUGGCACCUACAAUGGCACCCGCGGGCUGAGCUGCAAGAACAAGACCUGUGGCACCGUCUUCCGCUACGGCACACGGAAGCAGGCUGGCAUCGAUGCCGUCAAGAUAAUCACCGGAUCGGACCUGCAGAUCUACUCAGUGCGGCAGAGGGACAGGGGGCCAGAUUGCCGGUGCUUUGUGGAGCUGGGGGUUUCAGAGACCACCAUCCAGACGGUCGACGGGACCAUCAUCACGCAGCUCAGCUCCGGGCGCUGCUACGUCCCCUCGUGCUUGAAGGCAGCCACGCAGGGGGUGGUGGAGAACCAGUGCCAGCACAUCAAGCUGGCGGUGAACUGCCAAGCAGAGGCCACCCCGCUGACGCUGAAAAGCUCCGUCCUGAACUCGAUGCAGGCCUCGCCAGAAACAAAGCAGACCAUCUGGCAGCUGGCUACGGAGCCCACGGGGCCACUGGUCCAGAGGAUCACCAAAAACAUUCUUGUCGUGAAGUGCAAAGCCAGCCAGAAGCACAGCCUAGGCUACCUCCACGCCUCCUUUGCUCACAAGGCGGGCCAGAAGGCCGUGGCGGAGCACCGCUUCUUCUGCUCUUGCCAGUCCUUGAAGUCCAGCAAGGCCAGCUCUGCCAAGGAAGAGUCGGGCCAGAAAUGCAUCCACUACUUCGCCUGCAUCUGUGCCUUUGCCAGCGACGAAGCGCUCUCGCAGGAAUUUGCACAUUUCCUCACCUACGAUGCCAGCGGCUUGAAACCGUUAAUCGGAGCCCAGCAGGUUUGCCCACCUGAGUCUGCUCUGCAUUCUGGCGAGGCUGCUGCCCCCAAAGCCAAGAGGAGGAAAAAAGAGGACGUGCCGGGAAUGCAGGCAAGCAGCCCACUUUUGUCUCAAGACCUGGCAAGCAACAACCUGAGGAAAAGCGGACUCAAGAAGGUGUCUGUCGCUUCACUUAAAAGGCAAGCUUGUAGCCAACUGCUUGAUGAAUCCCAGGUGACUUUGUCCUUCCAGGAGUGGCUGGCCAGCGUCACGGAGCGCAUCCAUCAAGCCAUGCACUACCAGUUUGAUGGCAAACCGGAGCCACUCGUGUUCCACAUACCCCAGGCUUUCUUUGAGGCCCUGCAGCAGAGGAUCUCUGUUGGGAGCGUCAAGAAGCGACUGCCCAAUUCGACCACAGCUUUUGUCCGGAAAGACGCCUUGCCCCUGGGGACCUUUUCCAAAUAUUCAUGGCACAUCACCAACAUCUUGCAGGUCAAACAGAUCUUUGAUACACCCGAGAUGCCCUUGGAAAUAACACGCAGCUUUAUCCAGAACCAGGAUGGCACUUAUGAACCCUUUAAGUGCCCCAAAGUCGAGGUGGAGAGCAUCCCGGAGACCUACGGACGCCUGGAGAAGCAGCCGGUUCUCCGGCCCUUGGAGCUGAAAACCUUCUUGAAAGUGGGCAACAUGUCCCCUGAUCAGAAGGAGCCGACCCCUUUCAUUGUGGAGUGGAUCCCGGAAAUCCUACCCCAGUCCAAGAUUGGCGAGCUGAGGAUUAAGUUUGAAUACGGCCAUUACCGGAACGGGCACGCCACCGAGUACCAAGAGCCGCGCCCAUCCCUCGAACAGGCACUGGAGCUCAUGCCGCUCACCACCAUCACCUUCCCUUGAACUCGUCGUGCGUUGUGUGCACAGCUCGGUUUGCACAGCCCCAGCCCCAGCCCCUGGCUGCUCAGCUGUUGCCAGGAUCGACCCGGGGAGCUUGCCAGAGGCCGCUGGAGCCCAAGUGUAGCUUUGCUAUCGAGGACCCACUUUUUUGUUCUUAAGCAACCGCAUCGGCCACUGUAGAAACAUCACUCUCUUCCCACCGAACAGCAUAUGAUAUUCAUGCAGCGUUCUCUGUUUCUACCCUGAGACCUUUGGUAGCUCCAUGGCUGUAAAAUAGACCAACUCUUUACAACUAGCGGGUGGGAGAGAGGCAAGCUGUCUUAACUAGCUACCACCCCUUUACUGGCAUAUUUUACAGUAUAUUUUUAAAAAUAAAUUAAAUUGACGUGA